Molecule: messenger RNA, 2805 nt
Organism: Mya arenaria
Lineage: Eukaryota; Metazoa; Mollusca; Bivalvia; Myida; Myidae
Product: epidermal retinol dehydrogenase 2-like
Exons: 8
Coding region: 214-1152 (312 amino acids)
Cellular component (GO): lipid droplet
Molecular function (GO): oxidoreductase activity, acting on the CH-OH group of donors, NAD or NADP as acceptor
Source: RefSeq, a predicted model, not a curated record
GUACUAGUCUAAAGAAUUCGGCCAUCUCCGGCAAGCUUCGAGAUCUAUGGAGAAUUCUGUUUGAUACUGGCCGAGGUGUUCCGAUUGCCCACAACAGCAACAGUCCUAAGUUGUCUGGUUCCCUAAUUACCCGAUAACAAUACAGUACAGUAGUGUAAAGGGGAAGGCACUCCAGACUACAGACUACAGUCCUCAGCAGUUCACAACAAAAAGAUGGCUCACACAGUCAUGGAACAUGUGAGGGACGUGUUGGUUAUGCUAGCACAGGUCCUGUACUACUGGCUGGUGGCGAUUGUCCGUGCAAUUCUUCCCGCCAGCAUCCAGGGCAAGGACAUCUCAGGAGAGACUGUGCUCAUCACUGGUGCUGGAAGUGGCAUCGGUCGUCUGAUGGCGGAGAGAUUUGCCAAGCUGAAAUGCCGCCUUGUCUUGUGGGACGUGAAUGAUAAGGGAAAUGAAGAGACUGCCUCCAUUUGUAAGGGAUAUGGUGUCAGUGUUGAUACAUACACCAUCAACCUGUGUGACCGGGAGGCGAUUUACAAGCUUGCAGACAAGGUGAAGACAGACGUGGGCAAGAUAGACAUUCUUGUUAACAACGCUGGUAUCGUGACGGGCAAGAAGUUCCUUGACUGCCCUGACAAAAUGAUCGACCUCACCAUGCAGGUCAACAUCAUGGCUCACUUCUGGACUGUGAAAGCUUUCUUGCCGGACAUGAUGACCAGAAACCACGGCCACAUUGUUAACAUUGCCAGCUCGGCAGGACUAAUAGGCGUUACAGGUCUUGCUGAUUACUGUGCCAGCAAGUUUGCAGCGGUUGGUUUUGACGAGUCCCUGCGCUUUGAGUUAAUGGCCCAGGGGAAAACAGGAAUCAACACGACAGUUGUCUGCCCUUUCUUCAUCAACACGGGGAUGUUUGAGGGUGCUAAAACUAGGUUUCCAUUUCUCCUUCCAAUCUUGGAGCCGGCUUAUGUAGCUGACAAAAUUGUUGAGGCUGUGCUUUGCAAUCAGACGUUAUUGGCCCUACCCAGGAUCCUCUAUGUUUUCUUUGCCAUUAAAGGAUUUCUUCCCCAUAGCGUUGCACAAGUUUUAAAUGAUCACCUCGGCGUUAGUCACUGUAUGGACAAUUUCAAGGGAAGGCAACUCAAGGCGGAUUAAUUAUCUCCCUUGCAACUCCUCAAGAAGUGAUUUUCGAAUUUGUCAACCCUCGGACAUUUUUAAAUUAUGCCAUAUAUUAUGGUUGUUGAUGAAAAAAUCAUUUUAAAAACAAAGACUUCAUGUGAAAUCCAAAGAAUACCCUUUCAAGACUGUGAUAUAAUUGACUUGUUCUACAUAUGGAAAAUUUAACAUGACUUUUAUGCUUUUAAGAAAAUUCAUGUUUGCUUGACCUUUGAUGUUGUUGUUUCAAAGCUGCACUCUCACAGAUUGAUUGUAUUUGUCUUGGAAUGAGCCUUUUUUGUGUAAAUGUCUGGCAACCAGUAAUAUAAGACUGCUAACAAAUUUUAAAGAUGGCAGGUUUUCAUAUUAUAUUCAAAAAUAUGUUUUCAUAUUUAAUGGAAUUACAAAAAUCUGCAAUCUGAUCUUUUGUCAGCAGUCUUAUAUCCUGGUUGUUUAUGUUAAAGAAAAAGUUUAUCGUCUAUGACUAUUUUCAUAAUCUUGAGGGCAUUGUUGUCAACCUUAGCUUUGGUUGUAACUGAAACAACGUUCUCUUAAAACUGUGUUCACAUGUUACAAGUGACAACAGAGACCUUUGUAGUAAGGCCCAUAACUCUGGCCUUAAUAACUGUAAAGUUAUGCCCCUUGAUGUUAUAAAAAGUCAUGCAAGCAUUAAUAUAACUUGGCUAUAACUCAAUAACCAUUCAAGGUAUUAAUAUGAAACUUGGUACAUCUUUUAUUUGGCACAUAUAAAGCAAAACUCGUAACUAUAUAAUUAUUUAUAAUUGUCCAGCUGUUCUAUAGGGCUGGUAUGUCAUUUCUUAUUGUAAGUGGACUUCCUGUAAUUUUCAUAGUCAAAAGAAAAAGAGAAAGUAUCAACAAAAUAUCUAUUUUCAAAAAAAGGAAUGGAAACAAAGUACUUUAUAAAUGAUUAAGUUACAGUAUUGUAUGACCAGUGGGAUUAAUUAUCUUGAGGUAAAACAGGAAAAUGACUUAAUGUGACACUCUUAUUCAAAAUCAAUACAUACACAUGCAUAACAAACAUAAUUUUUGAGUGAUAAACCUUUGACUACUUUAUACUAAGUAUUGCAUUUAAGGAAAAUAUUUAUUACGGAUAACAAGAUUGUAACCGCGUAUUUAAUAGCUGAAAAAAAUUAAAAAAUUAAAUGAUUGGUGAGUGCUAAAAAUAUUUACUGUGAUCUACUAUAGUCUCAUUAAGUAGAAAUUCUAUGUUUUCUGCACAUUUCUUUAAAAUUGAACUCGGUAUCCUUCAUAGGAACCAUUGUUUUCAACAUUUAUUCAUCCUAUUUGGUAUAUUAAACAAUUGGAUAAAUUGUAUUUGGGAGUAAGAGUGCAUCUUUAAAAUCUUUUUAUAUAUCUUUAAUUUUUAUCUUUUGCAUAUGUUUAUAUGUUAAUGAUUAAUUCAUAUGUUAUCCCCGUGAGUUAUAUUUAUCACUCUAUGUUAUGUUAUCCGAAUAUGUGGUUUACAAGUUGACAGUAUUUCACACACAUUUAACAUCAUGACACACCAGUGGUGUUCAGUAAGAUCUUUGGGGUAUUUUAUAAUAGAAUUACAUCAUAUACAAUCAUGUUAUUGGCUAGUCAUAGGUUAUAUGUACAUUUUUAUUGAAUGAUAAAUAAAGUAAAAAAAAGUGU